Molecule: messenger RNA, 14010 nt
Organism: Perca flavescens (yellow perch)
Lineage: Eukaryota; Metazoa; Chordata; Actinopteri; Perciformes; Percidae
Gene: hspg2
Product: heparan sulfate proteoglycan 2
Exons: 88
Coding region: 359-11536 (3725 amino acids)
Cellular component (GO): neuron projection
Molecular function (GO): calcium ion binding; protein binding
Source: RefSeq, a predicted model, not a curated record
UCUUUCUCUUUCUCUUUCUGCUGUAUCCCAGCACAGGACUUGCAAGUGACUUUGCAAGGCUGCAUUUAGCCCCACUACAAGUACCAAGUUUCGGAGUGCAGGAGCAAGUUCGGAGAGUCGAUAUUUUACGUACCUGCAAAAAAACACACAAAAAAACCACGGGCGAAAAAGGAUUGGUUUUACCUGUUGAUGAAGUCCCUCCGGGUGUGGGACGCAGAGGAGCAGUCGGGUUUCUUCACCCAGAAGAAAAGUCUGAAAAGAGUGCAGGCAACACACCUCUCCGGCGGCCAGGAGGAGUGAGGGACCUCGGCUUUUUCCUUUCCCCCGGCAUUUGCAGCCUGUGCUGGGUUGUUGGAAAAUGGGCACUCCGACCACUUCGGUCUGUGGACUUAUCCUGUCUUUGAUACUCUCAUGCCAGCUGGUUACUGUGACUCAGGCCUCCAAGGUGUGGGGAGAGGUCCCUCUCCCAGAAGACUUGGAGGGGGAGAAAGAUGUCCAGGCGUCUCGGAGCUUACUGGACGACGACGAGGACUUUGCUGCUGAUGAAGCUUCAGGAGAUCUGCCCAGUGGAGAGGAUGAUGGAAGCACACCAUGGCCUCCAGUCUCCGAGAGCACAACGCACUGGUUGGACUCUUCAUAUCUAAGGAACAUAGAGAGCCCACUCGAACCAGACUACAUUUAUUACAGAGCUCUCGUCAACUUCACUGACUCCCUGGUCUACGGCCCCGAGCUCGAGGACAUCUUCUCUCCAGCUUUUAACGAGAUCUCUGAAGCAGUGGUGGACACGCUGGAGUCAGAAUACAACAGGAUUCAAGGUGUCCAGACAGUCAGCGUGGUCCUCAUUAAGAAGAUGAUAAGAGAGGAUGGCGUGGACGUAUUUGUGGAGUUGGAUGUGGGUUCUGACUACAACGCCAAUGACGAACAGAUCCGCAGCGUGCUGUACAACGUGGUGAAGGAGGGAGCCAUUGCUUCCUACGUCACAUCAGUCCAGGGCUUUCAGUUCAGACGGCUUGGGGAAGUUCAACCUCUGCCUCCAGUGGAGCCUAUAGCCGUGCCAGUAACUCCUGGCAUCAGACCCUGCAUGCCAGAUGAGCACAAGUGUGGUGAUGGGACAUGUAUCCUGAUGGAAUACCUGUGUGACAACAGACCAGACUGCAGAGACAUGAGUGAUGAGACCAAUUGUGACAUAAAACAGACGGUCCCUCUGGUCUCCACCACCCCUACCACCACAACCCCCACCACCACCCCCAUCAAGAAGCCCCCGCGGCCCCCCAGCCCACCUGGACCCUGCAGAGCGGAUCAAGCCACAUGCCAGAGCGGAGAGUGUAUCCCUCGAGACUACAUCUGUGACGGAGAGAGGGACUGCUCGGACGGAAGCGACGAGUUCAGAUGUGGUACUCCAUCUCCCUGUGAACCCAAUGAGUUCAAGUGUAAAAAUGGCCGCUGUGCCCUUAAGCUCUGGCGCUGUGAUGGAGACAACGACUGUGAGGAUAACUCGGAUGAAACGGACUGCCCCACCAAGGGUCCUGACGACAGGUGUGCUCCUGAGCAGUUUGAAUGCCUGACCGAUCGCACCUGCAUCCCAGCUAGUUACCAGUGUGACGACGAGCCAGACUGCCCUGACCGCUCGGAUGAGUACGGCUGCACCCCUCCCACUGUGACAAGCCCGCCGGAAGAGUCCAUUCAGGCAGCGCGGGGGGCGACCGUGACGUUCUACUGUCAGGCUGUGGGAGUCCCAACACCUAUCAUCACCUGGCGACUCAACUGGGGACACAUUCCUCUCAGUGGCAGGAUCUCCAUGACCAGCGAGAAUGGCCGCGGCAGUCUGACCAUCCGCGAUGUGAAGGAGGCGGAUCAGGGGGCGUACACCUGUGAGGCCAUCAAUGCUAAAGGCCUGGUGUUUGGGAUCCCUGACGGAGUCCUUACUCUGACAUCCAGUCCAAAUCCAGGCAACUGUCCUGAUGGUCACUUCAGUGUGGAGAACCGCUGUGUGUCCUGCUUCUGUGCCGGACUCUCCAAGAACUGCAAAGGAACCGGCCGCUACCGCAACCAGAUCAGCCUGCGUUUCACUAAGGAGGAAGACUUCAAAGGAGUGAAUGUCAGCUACCCGGCCAGGCCAGGCACUCCUCCUCUCUCCUCCACUCAGCUCCUCAUUAACCCAGAGAUGGAAGAGUUCCAGCUCGUCGACCUGUCGCGCCGUUUCCUCAACCUCGACUCCUUCUGGACCCUGCCUCGCCAGUUCCUGGGCAACAAGAUUGACUCCUAUGGAGGAUCCCUGAAGUUCAAGGUGCGGUACACAUUGGCCCGCGGUCUGUCUGAGCCUGUGGAGAAGCCUGAUGUGAUGCUGGUUGGAAACGGACGCAGGCUGGUGUACCGCAGAGGCAACCCCACCCCUGCCCAAGUGGUCAACCAGAAGGAAAUCAAGUUCACUGAAGAUAGAUGGCAGCACUCCAGCGGCCGCCCUGUGAGCCGGGAGGAGCUGAUGAUGACGUUGGCCAACCUGGACAGCAUCAGCAUCCGCACCAUCUACGACAACCACAUGGUCAGCGUGGGACUCGCCGACAUUGUCAUGGAAACCACCGCUGUGGAGUUCAGCACUCUGGGUCAUGCUAAGGAUGUCGAAGAGUGCAGAUGUCCUCCUGGAUAUUCAGGCCUGUCCUGUGAGAUGUGUUCCCCUGGUUUCGAACGUGUCUCCGGUGGCUCCUAUCUUGGCACCUGUGCUGGUUGUAACUGUUAUGGACACGCCAGCGCCUGCGAUCCAAUCAGCGGACACUGUCUGAGCUGCCAGCACAACACAGAGGGCCCUCAGUGUGAUAAGUGUCGCCCGGGCUACUUUGGUGACCCGAGCAGAGGUCGCUCCGAUGACUGCAAGCCCUGCCCCUGCCCGUACUAUGAGACAUCCCGCCGCUUUUCUGACACCUGCUUCCUGGACGUCGACCAACAGGCAACAUGUGACGCCUGCAGGCCCGGCUACACAGGAAGACGCUGCGAAAAGUGUGCUCCUGGUUACCAGGGUAACCCUCUUCUGCCUAAUGGAAAAUGUGCUCCUAACCAAAGCUCCAAGUGUGAUAACAGAGGAACUGUCAGCUCCAGCAGCAGACCAUGCAGCUGCAAGAACAACGUGGCAGGCGCUGUGUGUGACGAGUGUAAGGCCGGGUUCUUCCAUCUAUCAGAGACCAACCCUGAGGGCUGUCUACGUUGUUUCUGCAUGGGCGUCACCAAACAGUGUGCCAGCUCCACUUGGACUAGAGAUCAGGUGCGAGGAGGGGUGAACGGGCAGCUCUUCUCCCUCUCCAACAGUGCCAACACUAAAACUAUCUCGGAAGGCAUCUCCCAGCGGGGCUCGUCUGAAAUUGUCUAUCGCUCGUUCUCCAGUGUCCCCAAAGACAUCUACUACUGGGUCCUGCCUGAGAGCUUCAGAGGAGAUAAGGUGACGGCCUAUGGCGGGGAGCUUCGCUACACGGUGCGCUUCGAACCGUUCCAGCGCUCGCUGGUGAUCGACGGUCAGCCGGACGUGGUUCUCCAGGGCAACGGCAUCUUCCUGGAGCACUACUCUCAGACCAAGCCUCUCCCGCGUGUCCCACAGACUGUCACCGUGGUCUUCAGGGAGUCUGGAUGGCGCCGCGCUGAUGGGCAGCCGUGUACUCGUGAGCACCUGCUGAUGGCCCUGGCUGACGUUACCGUCUUCAUGAUCAGGGCCACCUACGCAGACAACAUGGUAGAAACCAGUAUCUCAGACAUCAAGAUGGACGUGGCUGUUCCUCACUCCACUGGUAAUGAACGUGCCCUGGAGGUGGAAGAGUGCGCCUGUCCUCAGGGAUACAGAGGACCCUCCUGCCAGGAGUGUAGUGAAGGGUACACUCGGACCAGCUCGGGCCUCUACCUGGGCACUUGCGAGAGGUGCGACUGCAACGGUCACGCCAGCAGCUGUGACGCAGAGACCGGCAGGUGUCUGCAAUGUCUCCAUAAUACCGCUGGGCCAAGGUGUGAGCUCUGUCAGACUGGAUUCUAUGGAAACCCGGUAACGGGUGGUGCUCAGGCCUGCCAGCCCUGCCCCUGUCCUGGAACCGCUUCCAGCAACCAAUUCUCUUCGACCUGCUACCUGGAGUCUGACGGUCAGCCGACCUGUGACAACUGUCCCCCUGGAUACACUGGCCGACGCUGUGAAAGAUGUGCGGAAGGAUACACUGGCCAUCCACUGAUUGGACAGAGAUGUAGUGUUGGCAACAAUGAAGUCAAUGGUAACUGCUAUAACUGUGACCAAAGAGGAAGUGAAGGCUGCAAUGGUGGUGUGUGCCGCUGCAAGAUGAACGUUGAAGGCCCAUCUUGCUCCAGCUGCAAGUCUGGAACCUUCCAUCUCAGCCCGGAAAACAAAGAUGGCUGCCUGUCCUGUUUCUGUAUGGGCGUCACUCAGCAGUGCUCCAGCUCUAACCACUACAGAGACCUGGUGUCCUCGGUCUUUUCUCCAGGAAACUUCCAGGGCUUUGCUCUGGUGAACCGUCAACGCACCAACCGCAUCGUCACUGGUUUCACUGUGGAGGUCUCCACUGAAGGCACUCAGCUGUCCUACACCAACUUUGACUACCUGGGACAGGAGCCUCAUUACUGGCAGCUUCCAGAGGUCUACCAGGGAGACAAGAAAGAGUCGCUCUUUGCUCGCACGAAACGAGCAGAGCAGGGUGAUGUCAGACAGCUGGAUGAUGAGGUCUGGGCACUCUUCUCUAACUUCUCCAAUGGACGAGCUGGUUCCCCUCCAUUUUUUCCCUCCUCCUCUAAGUCCGCUUCCUAUUCUUCUUCUUCUUCCUCUUCUUCCUCUCGGGUCCCAACUUCCCCCUCCUCCUCUUCCUAUCGAUGGUCUUUGAGUAACCUGAGCCCCCCUUCUCCUCCGUCUGGUAUCGCCUCUUCGGUUAGUCCAAAAAGACGCCAGCCCUACUCCCCAGGCCACUCUCCCCGUCUGCAGAGCAAGAACGCAGUAAGCAAGACUUCUGGGGACAGCAGCAAGUACGCUCUGGUCUACAAAGGUUUCAGCUUGCACCAGGAUGAUCUGCUCUACUGGCAGCUCCCUGCGCAGUUCACAAGGGAUAAGGUGGGUUCUUAUGGCGGUAAGCUCAAAUACUCCGUCUCCUACGUGGCCGGUCCAAGAGGAACCAUACUUGAGGAUGGUGAUGUCCAGAUUAUUGGGAACGACAUCACUUUGGUAGCUCGUCAGCCCUGGCAGAGGAGGCAGCAGGGCAGCAGAGAGACUCAGCGCUUUGAGAUCGUCUUCAAAGAGGAAAACUGGCAACGUCCUGAUGGCAUGCCCGCCACCCGAGAGCACCUGUUGAUGGUUUUGGCUGAUCUGGAUGACAUCCUGAUUCGAGCAUCCUACUCCACUGAGAUGCGCUCCUCCAGUAUCUUUGAUAUCAACAUGGAAGUCGCGGUGCCCAACUACAGCGGCCUGGCUCAGGCCCUCGAGGUGGAGCAGUGCCGCUGCCCACCUGCAUACCAGGGACUCUCUUGCCAGGACUGCGCCCCUGGAUAUACCCGCACUGGAGGAGGUUUAUACCUGGGCCACUGUGAGCUCUGUGAAUGCAAUGGCCACUCUGACUUCUGCCACCCGGAGACUGGCAUCUGCACGAGCUGCCUGCACAACACUCAGGGCGAGCUCUGUGAGCAGUGUGCUCCUGGCUUCUUUGGUGACCCCACUGCUGGCACUCCGGAGGACUGCCAGCCCUGCGCCUGCCCUCACACUGACCCAGACAACCAGUUCUCGCCCACCUGUGAGAGCCUUGGAAAUGGAAACUACCAGUGUACUGCCUGUCAGCCUGGGUACACUGGCCAGUACUGUGAACGUUGUGCUUCUGGAUACGUCGGCAACCCACAGGAGAGACAGAAGUGUCGCCCACAUGAUGUUGCAGCCUCGCUGGUGGUGAAAGUUUAUCCAGAGAGGGUCCUGUCCUCCCCGGGUAGCCCUGUCACUCUCCGGUGCCAGGUGUCCGGCUCUCCUCCACACUAUUUCUACUGGUCCAGAGAGGAUGGACGGCCCGUCUCCAGCAGUGCUGACAGACGCAGACAAGGAGCAGAGCUGUACUUCUCCAGUGUCCAGCCGGGCGAUGCCGGCGUCUACAUCUGCACCUGCAGAGACCAGCACAGCACCAACCGGAGCCGUGCGGAAAUUGUUGUCACAAGUGCCCCAUCCAAAGCCAUUGAGGUGACGGUCGAGGAGCCCAAAGCCCAGACUGUCAGGGUGGGGUCUACUGUCAGCUUCAUCUGUACUGCAAAGAGCAAGUCACCAGCCUACACCCUGGUGUGGACACGGACGGGCAACGGGAAGCUGCCCAACCGGGCCAUGGACUUUAACGGCAUCCUGACGAUUCAGAACGUCCAGCCCGAGGACGCAGGCGUCUACGUUUGCACGGGCUCCAACAUGUUUGCCAUGGACGAGGGCAACGCCAUCCUCUACGUGCCAGAGGCCUCACAGACUCAGAUGUUUUACACAGCCUAUGAAAUGUUUGAAGGACACGGAAAGACUGCAGAGGGUGCCGUGCCUGUGGCCACAGUCACUCCCUCAGUGCUGAAUGUCCAGCAGGGCCAGCGGGCAGAGUUCCGCUGCACAGUGACCGGGAACCCAACCGCUGCUAUUGAAUGGAAAGGGGGUCCAGGGAACAGAAUGAGUCCCAGAGCGGUGGUACGAGGUGGCGUUCUGACCUUCACAGCAGUGGACCCAGCUGAUGAGGGAGAGUACACCUGCAAGGCCCUGAACACUCAUGGGGAGCACGUAGCGCGGGUUUCCCUUUAUGUACAAAAGUCCAACCCAAGUGGCCUAGGCACCCAGCCCCAAGUCCAAGUCAGUCCCCAAAAAAUUGAAGCCCACGAAGGCGACAACUUGAGGUUGUACUGCCGAGCAACAGGAGUACCCACCCCUAAGCUCACCUGGCUGAAAAAUGGAGGACAAAUCCCUCCACAGGCCAUUCCCUCUCACGGUUUCCAUCAGUUUAAAAGCAACAGUCUCGAUGUGUUACAGAGACGUAUUGAGGAGCUGCAGGCCCGCAUGGACCGCACCGACAUCGGUACUCUGCUCAUCCCCAACAUCCAGAUGUCCGACUCGGGCACCUACAUGUGUGUUGGUAGCAACAGCAUUGGCUCAAAUAGUGCUCCCAUCAAAGUCUCUGUGCUCAAAGCGGACCAUAGCUCCUCAGUGGUCAGCAUCCAGCCAUCUAUAGCUGAUGUCCAGGAGGGCCAGAGUCUGGAGCUCAACUGCUUCGCCCCUGGAAAUCCUCCUCCCCAAGUCACCUGGACGAAAGCCGGUGGACGACUCUCCUCCAACCACCAGGUUCUGGGCAGUCAGCUGCGUAUCCAGUCAGCCACUCCAGAGGAUUCAGGGGAGUAUAUCUGUCGGGUGCUGGGCAACCCUGGGAACCCAGGAUCUCAUGUCCACCAGGCCUCUGUCUCUGUGUCCGUCACGUCAUCUUCUUCACGUCUUCAGAGUCCAAUCAUCGCCAUUGAGCCCCACAGCGCUGCUGUGCGUGUGGGGGAGUCGGCCAGCUUCAGGUGUAGGGUGUACAGCGGACAGCAGCCUGUCAGACUGGAGUGGAAACUGGCCAACAACCAGCCGCUACCAGAUAAUGUUAAAGUUAGUGAUGAUGGUUCUGUUGUCACCAUUACCGAUGCCCGCCCUAUGAAUCAUGGCGCCUACCGUUGUGUGGCGAGCAACCCGUUCGGUAUCACCCACACCAUUGUGUCUUUGAUUGUCAAAGAGUCUCCUGUGGCCAUUGUCACUCCUGUUGGCCCUGUGCAUGUCAGGGUGGGCGAACCCAUUAACCUGGAAUGCCAGGCGUCAGGAGAACCCCGCCCCUCAGUCUCAUGGCACAGGCUGGACAGCAACCGCAAGACCAUGCUGAGCAGCCCUGUGCCCAUGAAGUCCAAUGCAGUCAUGCAGAUACUGGUGGCACGUCGAGAAGACAGUGGCACGUAUGUAUGCACAGCUCGCAACAACGAGGGCACUACGGAGACCAAGGUGGAGGUCAUUGUCGAGGGAGGCUCUCAAGUACCCACAGUGCCCAGGGCCUCUGUUCCUGAGCCGCUGAUGAUUGUGGUGGAGGGACAGACUGCCACGCUGCGCUGUGAGGCCCACGGUGUCCCGUCGCCGACGAUCACCUGGACCAAGCUGCGGUCUCCUCUGCCUUGGAGACACAAGAUGGUGAACAACAGCUUGGUGCUGCCCACAGUGGGCCGCCAAGACUCUGGAGAAUACAUCUGCACUGCCACCAACAACAUGGGCACCACUGAAGUCACCAUCAUGCUAGAUGUAGAGACCCCUCCUUAUGCCACUUCUGUGCCUGACGAUGUGGCUGUGCGAGUCGGGGAGGUGAUCAGGUUGCAGUGCCUGGCUCAUGGCACUCCUCCUCUGACCUACACUUGGACCAAGCUGGAUGGAAACCUGCCCCCGAGGGCCCAGGUUAGCGGCGGGGAUCUCCAGAUCAACCUGGCCACCGCCGAGGACGCUGGCAGCUAUAAGUGCGUGGCCAGCAACAAAGUAGCCAAAAGCGAAGUGAUCGCUAAAGUCACAGUCAGAUCCCCCUUGGCAGUUCGUGUAUCACCCCAGGUUGAAGUAAAGGCCCAGGGCAGUGCUGUGGAGUUCACCUGCUCAGCAGCAGGCGGCAUAGAAACCAAAAUUGAGUGGCUGAAGGAAGGAGGAGCCCUGCCACCGAACCACCAUAUCAAGGAUGGGGUGCUCAGGAUUGAGAACCUUGAGCAGAGCAACGAAGGCGUGUAUAUCUGCAGAGCCAGCAGUGUGUAUGGUCAGGCCCAGGAUACUGCUAGGUUGACCAUCCAAGCCCUGCCAAAGGUGAUGAUCAACGUGCGUACCUCAGUGCAGACCGUGAUGAUAGGGAACUCUGUGGAGUUUGAGUGCCAGGCUGUUGGCGACCCAGAGCCCACAGUUAAGUGGAGCAAAGUGGGCGGGUCUCUGCCUGCUCACAUCAUGGUGAAGGGCGGCAUGCUGAGAAUCGAUCAGGUGACGGAGGCUGACGCCGGGCAGUACCGCUGUACGGCCACCAACGACGUAGGCUCGGUACAGUCCCAGGUGGUCCUUCACGUCCAGUCCCUUCCUCAAAUUGCUGCGCAGCCUGAAACUAAGGAGGUCACAGUUGGGUCUGAUGCAGUCUUGCCCUGUGUGGCUACAGGAUACCCUGUACCUGAGAUCAAAUGGUCCAAGGUGGAAGGAGAGCUUCCUCCUAAGUGUUUCCAGGAUGUCAACGCGCUGACAGUUCCUCGGGUCACCCACGAGGAUUCUGGGACAUAUGUCUGCACCGCCUCUAACAAACAGGGAAAAGUGGAAGCCUUUACUACACUUGAAGUGCACGAGAGAGUGAUGCCAUACUUUGCCCAGGAACCUGUGUCCUACCUCACCCUGCCCACCAUCAAAAAUGCCUACAAGGCUUUCAGCAUUAAGAUCAACUUCAGACCUGAUAAUGUGGAUGGUCUCAUAUUGUACGCUGGUAUGAUCCUCUACAACGGCCAGAGAAGGACCACAGGAGCGGACUUUAUCUCUCUGGGACUUGUGGGCGGCCGCUUGGAGUUCAGGUUUGACGUGGGCUCCGGCAUGGCCUCCAUACGUGACCCUAACCCUGUCAAACUGGGAGAGUUUCACACAGUUGAGCUGUAUCGCAACCACACUUUGGGCUAUAUCAUUGUAGACGGAGGGGAGCCCAUCAACGGCAGCUCACAGGGCAAGUUCCAGGGCCUGGAUCUGAAUGAGGAGCUGCAUGUGGGUGGUUACCCCAACUACACAGUCCUCGCCAAAACAGCUGGAAUCAAGACUGGUUUUGUUGGCUGUAUCCGUCAGCUGGUCAUCCAAGGUGAGGAGGUUAUCUUUAAAGACCUUGACCGCAGCUCUACUGGUGUCACAAACUGCCCCACCUGCAAAGACCACCCAUGCCAGAAUGGAGGGAGGUGUGAGGACUCAGAAGCCAGCUUGUAUAAGUGCGGCUGCCCCAGAGGAUUCACAGGCAGCAACUGCCAGCACCACUCAUCCCUGCACUGUCACUCAGAGGCCUGCGGACCAGACGCCACUUGCAUCAACCGCCAAAAUGGCCUGGGCUAUGACUGCCGCUGCCAUCUUGGCAAGUUUGGAAACAAAUGCAUGGAUGGGGAACUGGUGACCACUCCACUGUUUGAUGGUGAGGAGUCAUACAUAGCCUAUCCUCCCCUGACCAACGUCCACGAUGACCUGCGUGUUGAGCUGGAGUUCAAGCCCCUGGAAAGAGACGGCCUGAUGUUUUUCUGUGGAGGGAAGAAAAUGAAGGUGGAGGACUUUGUUGCAAUCUCCAUGGUGGAGGGACAUGUAGAGUUCAGAUUUGAACUGGGCACAGGCCAAGCAAUCCUUCUCAGUUCAGAGCCAGUCUCUCUGGGCCAGUGGCACAGAGUUGUGGCCGAGCGAAACAAGAAAGCCGGCCACCUGAAAGUCGAUCAAGGACCAGUGGAGAGGAAGACGUCUCCAGGAAGUACCCAGGGCCUCAAUAUCCACACCCCCAUGUACCUGGGAGGAGUCCCCAGCAUGGACAUCCUGCCGAAGCCCGCCAAUGUCAGCGAACUGUUUAAGGGCUGUAUAGGAGAGGUUGCCAUCAACAACAAGAAGGUGGAUCUGUCCUACAGCUUCACAGAAAGCAGAUCUAUCCGCAAGUGUGUGGACAACAGCCCCUGUGACCGCCGGCCCUGCCUGAAUGGUGGUCACUGCAUGUCGAGUGCUGAAUAUGAGUACCAGUGCCUCUGUAAGGAUGGAUUUGAAGGUGAGCGUUGUGAAGUGGUGAAAGACGUGUGCCAGAGCAACCUUCAAUGCCAGAAUGGCGGCAGCUGCGUCGCCGGCCAGUGUGUGUGUGCGCCCGGCCACACGGGCCUAAACUGCGAAGAAAGCCAGGUCUCCAGCUUCCCCAAGGCCCUGAGGAAUUUGGAAAGUAGCGAGUCGAAUGAUUCGCCCUAUCAGUACGCAGCUCAUUUCCACAGUGAUGGAUACGUUGCCAUUCCCAGAUCCAUUUUUCCAAGAAGUCCCCAUGACUCGCCAGAGACCAUCGAACUGGAGAUCAACACAAGCUCCUCUGAAGGGCUGAUCUUGUGGCAGGGAGUGGAACCUGGAGAAAACGGCAAAGGCAAGGACUUCAUUAGCCUUGGGCUGCAGAAUGGACACCUUGUUUUCAGAUACCAGUUGGGCAGCGGAGAGGCAGAAAUCUUGUCCCAGAGGUCCAUUAAUGAUGGGAGAUGGCAUAAGGUCACAGCAGUCAGAACUGGAAAAGAUGGAUACAUCCAGAUUGAUGGAGGAGCCGCGCUACAUGGACAGUCUAAAGGCAAAAGCCUCAUGGUCAACACUAAAGGCAAUUUAUACCUUGGCGGAGCCCCAGACAUGUCUGCUAUGACAGGAGGGAAAUUUUUGUCUGGAAUGACGGGCUGCGUGAGGAACCUGGCACUAAUGAACGCCCGGCCGGGACAGCAGCCAGUCCAGGCCAUCGACCUGCAAACCUACGCAGCCCACGGCAUCAACGUGCAGCCGUGCUCUUCGUAGAUCGCAGCACACACACAAACACACAAGCACACAAACACACACGUACACACACAGAGACUAUGGAGUGAUGUCAGACACACACACACACACACAGCAGACUCACACAGAGAGACUUGGUGCUUUGCUGCUACCAAAAAAAAAAACUAAAAAACAAGAUGACACAACAGGAUAUGUUUCUCUGUGUGCAGUUAAACCAAAAAAGAGAAAAAAAUGAAACAAUAUUAAAAAGUCUUCUCUUCCUCGGUGUUGUAUUGUCAAUGAAGGACUAUUAACACAGGAGAACCAGUACAGUUUACAUACUUCCAGCAGUAGUUUUAGCCAUGAGAAGAGUAAGAGUAAAACAUAUUAGGCCUUCUACGAUGGGUCAGAUCCUAUGGAGUUGGAGAUGUUUUUACAGCACUGAAUUUUUAUUUAUAUACAUAUGAAUAUAUAUAUUAUAUUUGUGGGGGAAAACAUGCAAACUAACCAUAACUGCUCUUCAACUUUCCUAGAGUUUAUUCUGGGUUCUAAUACUGUGUGUCCAUGGCUUUUUAUAGGCCUAACUGUAUUAAUACUUAAAGAUGUUUAGGCCUUCUUUCUUCACUUCUGUAGAGGAACCUUUUUUUUUUUCUUUUUUUUUUUUUUUUUUCAAGCGCGCAAGCAUGCUUACAGUCUUUUGCAAAUUGUUGGGAGAGGAGCGCACACGGUCACAUGCAGCGUCAGUACACAACUCAGGUCGUCGAAUACAAAUUAAUAACCGCAGAUUUUUUUUUUUUGCUUUGCAAGUCAUUCACCGCGCUGUUGUCUUCUGUGGCUGUAUUCGUUUUGUUUUUAUGAAAAAGAAAGAAACAUUGGUGCUAACGUCAGACAUGAAGAUACAUCACAUCAUCGCAUGGUUAUCUGUCUGUCACAUGUAGAGAGGUGCUUUUUUUUGUAAUUUGGUUACUUAGAUGAAGAAAACGAUGUUAAACAGUAUACACUAGUGUCACAUUUGUUGAUAUGCAUGGCGUUUGAGGUUGAUUUUUUUUUCUUAAGAAUAUGGCAUGGUUUGUUGCCUCCGCAGCCUUAUUUGAUUGAGUAGAUCUCAUAUAAACGGUUUUAAAAAGCUGAAAAGGGUGUAUUUUUUUAUGUGUGGUUGUUGAAGAUAUAUUAUUUUAUAUGUAAAAAAUAUCUGCUAGACAGGAAGAUAUAGAGAAUGAGUGUGUAUGCUAGUAAAUUUGUUGGUUAUGUGUGUCUCAGCCCACUUCCAUUUAUCACAGGUCACUCUACUUUAAGCCCCAGUAUGGAGUCGUGUUUGUGUGUGUGUGUGUGCGUGCCAGUGUCAUUAUCCAUAUCCUCAGGAGGAGGGUCAACCCAGAACUGCCCUCACGAUGUUACUCAACUUUCAGAUUUGGUCAUUCAGUAAGCUAUGAAACUCUGAAGGCUCUGUGGUUUUCUCUGCAGAAGGAGAUUUCUGUGCAGCAGGCGGCAGUAGGACACAGUUGGGAUAGUGUUUGGUCGUGUGGGAAUGCAAUGGAAGCCUCCUGCAGGUGCUGUGACCAGUCGUGUAGCUCUAAUAAAGCAUGCUUGCUCACUUUUAGUCGGCCACACCACAAAACAACAACGGCCCGAUCACUUUGGGCGUUCACAAACCUGUUUUCUCCUAUUUGUAAGCUUAAAAUAUAUGUAUUAAUAUCGUAAAAAUGAGCACUAUCCUUCUACUUAGAGUUGCCUCAUUUUUAUUUAUUUCAUGUUUUUUUUGUUUUUCUUCUCUUUUUCAUCGCUUUGGUUUCAUGGCUUUAUUCUGCUGUUUUUAGAGCCAUCACAACUUGCUACUUUCUUUCCUCUGGUUAUUGUGUAUUGCCUCCCACAUCCCCUUGUUUUUUCCCUUAUGUUUGAGUUUGAAUACAGCCCCUCUGGGAAGAUUUUCACAAAUCCCCAAAAAUAUUUCCUUAAAGGGAUAAUAUGUACCUGACUGUAACUGCCUGGUCAAACGGUUGGAUACUGGUGUUAUUAUUCACUCAAAAAAAAAAAAGUCUUAGGCUCCAAAUGGAACAAAAUGAUUAUUUAUCCACACAGAAAGUCAUCAUGUUUGUUCAGAUAUGAACAUUGUAAAGAGCCACUGCUGUGGUCCAGGUUUAGGACACUGAAGCAGAGAAUGAUGGUGUGUGUGUGCCCCUUGUUGGGCGCCUUUUUAUGUAUCUGCUCUUAAACUGGAUUUCAUAUAUAUACUGUACACUCUCGCUGCCAAACUUCCACUGCUUUUUGGUUGUUUUUAAGCCAUUGCAAAAAUAUAAAAGGUGCACUUUUGGUAAUGAUGGAAUAUUUUUUUGGAAAUUUGUUUCACUUCUGAAUAGCAGAAAAAGGGGAUAACUCGCUUAAAUGACUGAAAGUGUAACAGAUGAAAUAUUGUCCAUGUCAGGACAACCUGACUGCUCCAUUUCCAAUGUUGAAAAGACGCUCCCCUUGCCCUUGGUGUUUCUUAAUUAAAAACAAAAUUCAUGUGCUAUUUGUAA